AUGCCCCAGCAGAUUAUCUUCGACUCGGAGGAGGAGUCGGACUUCUCCGAGACCGACUUCUCCGUCCAGGGUCGACGCGGCACCCGCGCCCACCUGCGCCAGCGAUCCGUCUCCCGCCACCGCCAGCCCCGUGAGGUUUUCCUGGCACCGGUGCAGCAGAGCACCCGCCAGCUUCGGUCCCUCUCGACCGGCGGCCGACGCCCCCGCGAGCGGGAGGGCCCCGCCGUCAUGAUCGUCAACGAGCAGGCCCAGCGUACCAGCAACGCCAGCAGCAACACCAACAAGCCGCGGCGGGUGCAGCAGAAGGUUUACGAUGUGUCCGAUGAGGAAGAGGAGGUCCGCCACUCUUCGCGUCGCCGCGCUGUCAGUGGCGUCUCCCGCGAGGCCUCCCCCAUCCAUCGCGACUAUGAGCUCGCCCUGAACCAGAAAUUGCUCGAGCGUAGCGACGUCCGCCAGGACAUGGAGAUGAUGCGACAUGAGCAGGAGAUGCUGCGCCAGCAGCAGGAGAUCAAAAGCCUGAGACGUCAGCUGGAGAGGCACCGCGAGAAGCCUGAGCCGCGCGAUCCUCGGGAAAUACGCAUACUGCGCGAGGAGGACGAGUGGAUGGAGGACGAACUUAAGGCGCGGCUGCGCCGGCUUGAUGAUUAUGAUCACAAGGCCCGUGAGGCGGAGGAGCGGGCCAAGGCGGAGCGCCGCUUGAAGCUACAGCGCUUUGAGGAGGCGGAAAAAGAGGCGGCGGAAAAGGAGGAGAUGAAGGCAAGGCUGCGGGAUGAGAAGCUCCGGCUGAUUGCUAAAGAACAGGAAGAGAAUGAAGAGCGACAGAAGCUCAUAAAGGAAAUCAAGGAUGAAGAGGCGCGCAAGGCGCGAGAGGCGGAGGAGAAGAGAAAAAAAGAGGCCUUGUUGAAAGCGGCUGCGGUUGAGGAGUGGAAGAUUGAGCAGGAGCGUAUCAAGCAGAAGCAGAAGGAUGAAGCGGAGAAGAGGGACAAGGAGUUCAAGGACCGCCUUCGCACGGAGUUUGGGUUGACCGAGGAGGAGAUUGAGGAGAAGCUCAACAAGAAGAAGAAAGAGGAGAAGAAAAUAAUUAAAGAGAAGGAGAUUAUCAAAGAGAAGGAAGAAUACUAUGAGACCGAGAAGACCGCUUGGAUUAAGGUACGGAGCUCAUCUUUCUAUACUUUUAUUUUCAUUCCACCAAAGGUGGCCACUGACCAUCCAAACUACAACCAGGUCCACCGCAAACACCUUCUUCCCGCAACUUUGGUUUAUUAUGGUCUACCUUGGGACUGGGACGCGCAUGACCACAACUAUCUCGUCAUCAAGCGUUGGAUCAGUGAAGACCUGCAGGAGGAGCUCUUCGAUCACACUCGCCGUCUGCGCGAGUCAAAGGAUAGCCAGAAGCUGAUCGCGCAGACCUCCAGCUCGACCACCGAACUCCGUGUCAAUGACCACGACAAGGAUAAGAUUUACCUGGUGCGAAAGAAGAGCCCAAGCCGACGGCUGCGCAUCUGGGCAUAA
Messenger RNA from Penicillium macrosclerotiorum, 1512 nucleotides. RefSeq lists its product as uncharacterized. The coding region runs from base 1 to 1512 and encodes 503 amino acids. The transcript is spliced from 2 exons. Lineage: Eukaryota; Fungi; Ascomycota; Eurotiomycetes; Eurotiales; Aspergillaceae. The record is from RefSeq and is a predicted model, not a curated record.